This is a messenger RNA of Onychostoma macrolepis, 4222 nucleotides long. RefSeq names its product solute carrier family 1 member 6 (gene slc1a6). Gene Ontology annotation, molecular function: neutral L-amino acid transmembrane transporter activity; glutamate:sodium symporter activity; L-glutamate transmembrane transporter activity. Bases 544 to 2334 code for a protein of 596 amino acids. NCBI's taxonomy places the organism in Eukaryota, Metazoa, Chordata, Actinopteri, Cypriniformes, Cyprinidae. The record is from RefSeq and is a predicted model, not a curated record. Gene Ontology annotation, cellular component: plasma membrane. The transcript is spliced from 12 exons. Gene Ontology annotation, biological process: L-glutamate transmembrane transport.
AGAAGGUCACACACACACACACACACACGCGCGCGCGAGCAAUCACGUUGUCAUAGUAAUGAAAUACGCAUAAUAUUUGUCUCUUGCCAAUGUAGUAGCCUACUACAAUGCAACAAAGCAUUUUGACCUUAAAUGCAUACUUAUUUAUCAUUUAAUGAAGAUCAUAUUUCACGUGUAAUAACUUCAGGCGCUGUUAAAUGACAACGCGUCCCUGGCAUUGAGCAGUCAUUAGAUGAAUCCAGCUCAGCGGGUGUUAUCGCUCAGUAUUAAACGCCUCCCCCAAUGAUACUUUAUUAACGUGUCGAUUCUUAUCGCUGUCGGGCAGUAGGUCGUUGUUUUUUGUCUUACUGGAAAAAUCCGUAACCUCUUCUUCCCACGCAAAAAUCACUUUCUCCGCCUUUUCCUUAAAUCUUUGUGAGCGCAGAAUAUAGCGUAUCUGCUGCACGCGACUUUACCAGAACGCGCACUGGAGAUCAGAUACAAGAAGAGCUGCUGCUACAUGUUUCCCACGAAACCCUCUUGGACCAUGUGUUAGAGCUGAUUAUGAACGAGAAGCCUCCAAACAGCACUAGUCUGUUUCUGAGUGAAGACUCUGAGAAACCACAGCGCGCUGAGGAGGGCCUCCACCGUCUGUGCCGAGUGUUACAGAAGCAGAUGUCAGGAAGUCGACGAAAGAUGGGCGGCAUCACACGAGACAGCGUCAAGAAGUUCCUGCGGAGGAACACCUUUGUGAUCUUCACAGUGGCUGCUGUGGCUUUAGGGGUGGUGCUGGGUUUCGCGCUGAGGCCUCAUAACCUGUCCAUCAGGGAGGUCAAGUAUUUCUCUUUCCCUGGAGAGCUGCUGAUGAGAAUGCUUCAAAUGCUCGUUCUACCACUCAUCGUCUCCAGCCUUGUCACAGGAAUCUCCUCUUUAGACAGCAAGGCCUCUGGGAAGAUGGGAAUCCGGGCCAUCGUCUACUACAUGGUGACCACAUUUAUAGCGGUUUUCAUCGGUAUUGUAAUGGUGAUUAUUAUCAGGCCUGGUAAAGGCAGCAGGGACAGUCCAUUGGCCUCUAGUGGCAGCAUUGAGCCGGUGCAGGCCGCUGACGCUUUUCUGGACCUGAUAAGAAAUAUGUUUCCACCAAAUUUAAUUGAGGCCUGCUUUAAACAGUACAAAACACUAUACAAGAAAACCGUGUUGACCAAAAAUGUCACCAUCGUGGUCAAUGCGACAGACAGCUUUAACUCUACGGACCUCAGCCAAGCGUCCAACUUCAGCACAGUCCUGCAGACCAUCCAGGAGACGGUGGAAGAGGUGGUGCCUGUCUCCGCUUCCUCGAAUGGGGUGAACGCCUUAGGGUUGGUGGUCUUCUCCAUGUGCUUUGGAUUAGUGAUUGGAAACAUGAAACAGCAGGGCCAGGCUCUCCGGGACUUCUUUGACUGCCUGAAUGAAGCCAUAAUGCGCUUGGUGGCCAUCAUUAUCUGGUAUGCUCCAGUGGGAAUCCUCUUCCUGAUCGCAGGGAAGAUCGUUGAGAUGAAAGAUCUUGCUCAGGUGGGCGGACAGUUAGGGAUGUACACGGUUUCUGUCAUUGUCGGACUCCUCAUCCACGGCCUGUUCGUUCUGCCGCUGCUCUUCUUUGUGGUGACCAAGAAGAACCCUUUCACCUUCAUCGCUGGGCUGCUGCAGGCUCUGAUCACAGCUCUAGGCACCUCAUCCAGCUCUGCCACCCUGCCCAUCACUUUCCGUUGUCUUGAAGAAAACAACCAUGUGGACAAACGAGUGACACGUUUUGUGCUGCCAGUUGGAGCCACAAUCAAUAUGGAUGGCACUGCUCUGUACGAGGCAGUGGCGGCCAUUUUUAUUGCCCAGGUCAAUGACAUGGACCUGAACUUUGGGCAGAUCCUCACCAUCAGCAUUACGGCGACCGCCGCUAGCAUCGGAGCAGCAGGCAUCCCUCAGGCUGGGCUGGUUACCAUGGUGAUAGUAUUGACAUCGGUGGGACUGCCCACAGAGGACAUUACACUGAUCAUCGCGGUGGACUGGUUCCUGUACUGGAACCACUGUAGACCGCUUCCACAGUGCAGGGAUCGACUCAGGACCACCACCAACGUGCUGGGAGAUUCAUUCGGUGCUGGGAUCGUUGAGCAUCUGUCACGACAGGAACUCGAGAACCAGGAUGUGGAAAUCAGCAACUCUGUGAUCGAGGAGAAUGAAAAGCCAUACCAGCUGAUCUGUCAGGAGAACGACUCUCUCAAACAUCGCAACAGUGAAACCACAAUAUUUUACCCAUUUCCCUCCACUUGUGACGAGUGUUUUUCUGCCACCACAAUGCGCACACAGCUGCAGGUGACAUAACUGUGACAUCUACUCCAAAUUGGUCUAUAUCAGCAUGAUAAGAACUACCUAAAAUGAUGGAAACCAUCUCUGGGAAAAAUUAAUUUCAAGUGUUAUUUGAUUUUUAAGUUUGGCUUACAUCCCAUUUGUUUACAUGGAGAGGGUGUGGUUUAUGACCUGUAUACCAGAUGGCGAUCAAAAUGUUUUAGCUUCACUUUUUGGAACAUGCGAGGCAAACUUGUUCACACUUAAAGCACUGUUAUAUUAAACAUUUUUCUGAAAAUUAGAACAUGCUCACGCUCACUGCUUUUCUGUGAGGGGUAGGUUUAAGGUGGGGUUAGGGGUGGUCAUUUGUACAAAUUUGCCACCUCAUGAAAUAAGUACGAUUUUUCAAGCUCAUACGAAUUUGUAUGAAUUAGCCACCUUGUAAAAAAUAUAAAUUUGCUGUGAGAUCAGGAUGGAUUUGUGGUUUUAUCCAUCAGUAUUUUAAUUUACUUUGAAACAAAUCACAUCCAAGGCACAGUAGCACCCAAUUAAAACAACACUAUGCUAGUUUUAUAAUGCUGAUUUGAGACUGUUAAAAACAUCAAGGUCUUUGUAAAUUGUUUAAAGUAUAAAUAUUGUUUUAGAGUUGGUUGAUGUCAUUAAACAUGCAUUAUUACUUAAUGCUGUAUUACCUCAUACACACAAUGCCAAACUCAUAGAUGAUACAUGUGGAGACAAAGGGAACAUUUUUGAGUUACUUUGAUGUUCUUAUUGUGGUUUUGUUAUCUAGGUUAACAAUGAUGUUAAUUUUGUAGAUGUUUAUUAUAUGAUAUUGUAAUCAAUUAUUUAUAUUAUGUAAUGUUUCUUUGAUGAAUUUAGCUUUUGCCUUAUUGUUUCAUGAUGGACUGUGAAGUACAUAUGUAUAAUUCCUCCCUUAUUAAAGGGACAGUUCAUCCAAAAAUGAAAAUUCUGCCAUCAUUUAAUCACCCUCCACUUGUUCCAUGAGGCCUGUAUGAGUUUCUGUCUUCUGUUGAACACUAAAGAAGAUAAUUUGAAGAAUGUUUGUAACCAGAAGUCAGCGCUAUCCAUUGACUUCCAUGGUAUGGAAAAAAUACUAUGGAAGUCAAUGGCUACCGUCAACUGUUUGGUAAAUGAUGACAGAAUUGUCAUUUUUGGGUGUACUGUUCCUUUAAGAAUGGCUUUUAUUAACAUUAUUUGUUUGGAUUUAUUCUUGAUGGCACACAUCAGCAGGGUGUAAAGUUUUUGUGAAGAGUGGUUUAUGAGGAAUAAUAUUUUAGUUUUGUGGUGGAAUAUGACUGAUUAUUCUAGUGUGUUCUGGUUCUCCAGCCAGUUUGUGUUGUGCUUUGCUGGUUGUUUUAAGUAUUUUUUGAGAUCUAUUUGCCAGCUUUAUAAAUAUCCUCAGAUUGUGCUGCCCGUAUUGCACAUGUGUCUGUGUGAAAUACUUGAAUCUACCACAGUCUCCAAAGGUCUCAUAUCAGUAUUAGUCAAAUGGAUUCACUUCAAAAUCCUCUCUCUUAAGUUUGAAUCCACAGUAUAUACUUUUAGUAGAGAUUGCUUUUAAAUGCAAACUAUGUGAAAAUGGUGUAAUGUUGUUUAAUAUUACUUAUAAAUAAGUAUUUAUAUGGUACCAUUUUGUACUGUACUGUACUUGGGUAGUUGACAAAUAAAAAUUGGACUGUGUCCUAUGGUGUGACAGCAAAAAUGCAGAAAAAACAACAACAUACAAAUAAAAAAUUUUUCACAAAAAAUUACAUUUUUGCUGUCACAUUAUAGGACACAUUGAUAUGUCAACUACCCACUUAUUAAUUUUGAGUUUGCCCUUUUGAGUUAAUGGUCUAGUGUGGGCAUAUAUUUGACUUGAAUUAUUUGGUAUUUUGAAUUCUGGAAGGUGUUAAGAUGAAUA